Molecule: messenger RNA, 721 nt
Organism: Erythranthe guttata (spotted monkey flower)
Lineage: Eukaryota; Viridiplantae; Streptophyta; Magnoliopsida; Lamiales; Phrymaceae
Source: RefSeq, a predicted model, not a curated record
GUUGCAGACUUUUUUGUGUGCAAUAACUCUACUCUGUCCCUCCACCUAUUUCACAAAUGGCAAUUUGCAAUUGCCUAAUUGCAAAAGUACCCCUCAACUUCUAUCCACUUUUCCCUUCUUAAAUGCUUUUUUCUUUUAUUUUAUUUUACACCCCUUCUCUACUUAUAAUAACUCUUAAUUUCUCUCUCUCAUCUCUCUAAACAAAUUUCACAAGCAUGAAAUCCACUUCUCUCACUAUAAUCCUGUCUUUCUUGCUCUUCAGCGCCGCCGUCUCCUUCGCCGUCCGACCCGAACCCGAAUCGGAGACCCGCCAGCCCGCAAGCAAGAAGGGUGGCGGAGGAAAUGACAACUCCGGGGGCGGGUUCAACAUUCCUGGUUUCGGGUCCGGAGGAGGCGGGUUCAACAUACCCGGUUUCGGGCCUGUGAUCGGCGGCGGGUACGGAUCCGGGUACGGGAGCCCGAGCGGAGGGCGUUCCAAAAAUGGGGUUGUUAGGUCUACCGUUGUGUGCAAAGACAAGGGCCCGUGUUACAAGAAAAAGCUGACGUGUCCGGCCAAGUGCUUCACCUCCUACAGCCGCUCCGGUAAGGGCUACGGAUACGGCGGCGGAGGCGGUGGCUGCACCAUGGAUUGCCAGAAGAAAUGUAUUGCUUAUUGCUGAUCACUGGAGACGAUCAUCAAUAUAUAUAUAUAUAUAUAUAUAUAUAUAUAUAUAUAUCUCUA